This is a messenger RNA of Episyrphus balteatus (marmalade hoverfly), 2072 nucleotides long. RefSeq names its product sphingomyelin phosphodiesterase-like. The record is from RefSeq and is a predicted model, not a curated record. Gene Ontology annotation, biological process: sphingomyelin catabolic process; ceramide biosynthetic process. The transcript is spliced from 8 exons. Gene Ontology annotation, cellular component: lysosome. Lineage: Eukaryota; Metazoa; Arthropoda; Insecta; Diptera; Syrphidae. Gene Ontology annotation, molecular function: acid sphingomyelin phosphodiesterase activity. Bases 31 to 2058 code for a protein of 675 amino acids.
CCAACAUCUCAGUUGUUGGUAAAGUUCAAAAUGUCGUGGAUUAUUAUAGUAUUGAGUACACUUUUUGUUGGCAGUUGGGCGUCUUUAAAUAUACCAGAAUAUACAAAUUAUUCCAACAAUGUACUUCUUUCGACUUUAUCUGAUCCCAUUGUAAACAAUUUCGAAGAAGAAUACAUUACUUUCAUGAAAACUGGAGUUGAAUCACAAAAUUUGAAGCAACUUUCCAAGUUUUUAUCAUCAUUUACCAAAGGAAUUUUUACUUCUGAAAUCGAACAACAUUCUGCACUUACUCAGGUUUAUCAGUGUACAACAUGUCGAGCCGCAACCCGAGUAUUAAUUCGCAUGGUCCGAGAAGGAGGUGAAUUGGCUGGCUUAGGGGAUUCUGCCCUCAAGAACACUAUGAUUGAAUUAUGCCAACGAUUUGAGAUUGAAACUAACGAAACUUGUGAAGGAAUCAUCAACAUUUACUACCCAACUGCUAAGUUCUUAGUUCAACAAAGCAAAAUUGAUUCCCGUUCAUUUUGUGGAGUCUUUUUGCAAGCAGGUAUUUGCAAAGUCAAGGACGACAACUACGAUUGGAAGAUCUUUAUCGACUCUAAAAAACUUCCAGCAGAAGGCCCAAAAAAAGAAAUUCCAUCAAAGGGAAACAAUGACUUGAAUAUUGUCCAUGUCACUGAUAUUCACUACGAUCCACUUUAUCAAGUUGGUGCCUUAGCUGAAUGUGACGAAGCAUUAUGUUGUCAACUUCAUAAAAAUGUUUCGGAAAAUACAGAAAAAGCUGCUGGUUACUGGGGUGAUUAUCGCCAAUGUGAUAUUCCUUGGCAUGCAAUUGCUGACGCAUUGAAACAAAUUAAGAAGAAUCACGAAAAGAUCGAUUAUGUUUACACGACAGGUGAUGUUGUAGAUCAUGCUUCGUGGUUAGGAUCAAAGAAUAAGAACUUGGAAAGUUUGAAGAAAGUUUAUCAAGAACUUAAGGCAACUUUUGGAGAUAUCCCUGUCUAUCCGACAAUAGGAAACCAUGAUAGCCAUCCAUCUCAUGGUUUUGCACCACCAAAUGUAACUGACGAUCAAGUCAGCACUCAAUGGCUUUAUGAUCUACACGCAGACUUGUGGUCUAGCUGGUUGCCAGCAUCGGCCCUAGAAACUAUCAAGAAAGGUGGAUACUAUACUGUAAGCUCUCGUAAAGGUUUCAGAGUUGUUGCCUUGAACAACAACGAUUGUUACACUUUGAACUUUUGGAUUCUAUAUGACGGCUCAUAUCCAUCCGAACAACUCCAAUGGCUUCAUGAUAUUCUCUUGCAAGCUGAAAAAGAUGGUGAGCAUGUUCAUAUAUUGGCACAUAUCCCAUCUGGAGUUACAAGCUGUUGGAGUGUUUGGUCCCGAGAAUUCAACAGAAUUGUUGAGCGAUUCAGCAACACGAUCAGUGGGAUCUUUAAUGGACAUACUCAUUAUGAUGAGUUUAGUGUUUACUAUGCUAAUAAAACUACUCCUGUGAAUGUUGCAUGGAAUGGAGGCAGUUUGACAACUUACAAUUCAAACAAAGAAUCAAAGAAUCCAAAUUACAAGAUCUAUCAAGUGGAGCCAACAUCUUUCCAAGUUGUUGACCAAGAAACAUGGUUCUUUAAUUUGACAAAAGCAAACCUUAAACCUGAAGAAAGUCCGAAAUGGGAACUUGAAUAUAAAAUGUCUGAUGAAUUUAAUAUGACAGAUUUGAGUCCAGCUUCGGUAGAUGGACUAUUGACAAAGUUUGCUGAAACCCCUUCUCUGCUAAGAAAGUAUUGGUGUAAAUUUGUUGUUAAAAGUGAUCCAAUGAUAAAAGCAGGUUGCAGUUCCGAAUCAUUAAAAAGUUUAAUAUGUCGCUUGGCAAGAAGUGAUAAUACACAAACUGAAAGAUGUGAGAUGCUCCAAUCAAAGUUACAAGAGAAUCUUGAUGCUGAACAAAAUAGUGGAAUAGAUGGCAGUUGCGUUUGUGUUACAGCUGAUGGUGGUGCGUUAGCUGUUGCACUGAAGAUAACGACUCUUCUUUUCAUUUAUUUCGGAACGAAAAUUCUAUUUUAAUUUAUAAUUUUUUA